AUGGCUCCAAUGGCUACUACAGAGAGCCUCAAGAACGGCACCGAGUCCGGCCCCAGCCAUAUCAAUGUGUCCAAGGCCAAUGGAUACCACUUGGACAGCAACGGUACCAAUGGUCACAACGGCCACAACGGCUCGACUCCCAGAUAUACCGGCUUCUCGCCUGCCUCUACAGACUCACGCCCACAGACCGCGUCUUCAAAAUCUUAUCAAGAGGAACCUCCAUCCAAUGGCAUCAGAUACAGCAAAUCCCACAGGAUACCAACGUUCGGAAUCCACGAAGAAGACAACGCCCCUAGAUCCAGGAGUUACGCCAACAUCCGCACAUAUGCCGACGAUGCUCGCAGGCAAUACCCUCGCAUAUCCAAGCCGGUCGAGCUGAUGCGCAGCAGCUAUGAUGUCGUUGUCAUUGGUUCAGGGUACGGUGGUGCGGUCGCCGCAUCCCGCCUCGCCCGUUGCCAAGAUGCCAACGGCAAGCGCCAGUCUGUAUGUGUACUGGAGCGAGGCCAGGAGAAGUGGCCUGGUGAAUAUCCUACUGGAGUCCUCGAUGCCUUUGACGAGGUUCACGUUUCCGGCGAGUUUGCCCCUGGUUGGCUCCCCAGCACAACCGUUGAAAGGGGUGACCCGACUGGCAUGUACCACUUGAUCUUCGGAAAGGGGCUGAAUGCUAUUGUUGGCAAUGGCCUGGGUGGCACGAGUCUGAUGAACGCCAAUGUCUUCCUUGAAGCGAACGAGGCCACAUUGUCUAUGCCCAUCUGGCCCAAGUCCAUCAGGGAGAACCCAAAGUGUCUGGAGAAGUUUUACCAAAGAGCUCGGGAUGUCCUCGAGCCCACCCAAUACCCAGAUGACUGGCCCGAACUUCCCAAAGUCAACCUCUUCAAGAAGCAGGCCGUCGCUCUUGGCAUGUCCGACAAGUUCAAGAUGGUCCCUCAAACCACCAGAUUCCGCAAUGGUCCUAACAGUACUGGUGUGGAGAUGUCCCCUUCAGCCUUGACCGGCCAGGAUUGCACUGGUGUCAAUGAUGGCUCCAAGACGACCACACUGGUGACUUACUUGGCCGAUGCCUGGAACUGGGGUGCAGAAAUGUUCUGCGAGAGCGAAGUUCGUUUCAUCAAGAAGGCCGACCCGCGUAUUGGCGGCUACCUCAUUUUCUUUGCCUGGCACGGACGGAAUCGUGGUCACUUCAAGGCCAAUCUCCACGGAGACUUGAUGUGGGUGCAUGCCAAGGAGUGCGUCUUCCUUGGUGCCGGUGCUAUCGGUAGCACUGAGAUCCUCCUCCGUAGCAAGGAGAUGGGGUUGCCCCUGAGUCCCCGUGUCGGCGAAAACAUGAGCGGAAAUGGCGAUAUGCUGGCCUUUGGAUAUAAUAUGGACGAGGAGGCGAACGCGAUCGGAAAGCCCUUCCCGAACCCAUAUAACCCCAUUGGGCCUACCAUCAACUCCGUCAUUGAUGAUCGCGAAGGACAUGAGAACCCUCUCGACGGAUAUGUCAUCCAAGAGGGAGCGAUCCCUCGUUCUUUGACACCGUUUCUCCAGACCCUUCUGGAGAUGAUGCCUGGUAGCAUCGAAGCCACUGGAGAGCCGUUCCAGGAGAAGGUCCGCUCCGCGUUCGCUCGGUACUCGAGCCAUCUGUUCGGCGCGUAUCGCCAGGGCGGAUCCAUGGAUAACACUCAGGUCUACCUGGUCAUGUCCCAUGACAGCAGCCAGGCCAUGCUUACCCUCAAGGACGACAAGCCAGUUCUCGAGUUCCUUGGGGUUGGCCGCAGCGAUCACGUCCGCAAACUCAACGACUUGCUGGCCAAGGCCACGCAGGCUAUGGGCGGAACUUUUGUUAACAACCCUUUCCAUGCCUUGAUGGGAGGCCAGCAAGUAACAGUUCAUCCCAUCGGUGGAGCUUGCAUGGCCCGCGAUGAUACUGGCGCUUCCGGUGUCACCAACGAUGUUGGUGAGGUAUUCGCCGGAGAUGACGACGAGACCCAUCCUGGAUUCAUUGUUACCGACGCCUCCGUCAUUCCCGGUGCCAUUGGUGUCAAUCCCUUUGCCACAAUUACAGCCCUGGCCGAGCGCUCCGUCGACGCUUACAUCUAUAGGAGAGACCUCAAGAUCCACCCCAACAAGAACGGCAUCUUGGACCUCUUUGGGGAGCCUCAGUUUGCGCCAAAAGAAUCAAAUGAAACGGCAGAGACUGAGGUCGAGAUUAAGAGGAUUGACGAGGCCAGCUCACUCAUCCGCCAUGCCGACCAGUCCAAGGCUGGAGGAUUCGGCUUCACCGAAGUCAUGUCUGGUUUCGUCCACCGUGACGAUGGGCUGGUGACCGACAAGCAGGCCACUUAUGAGCUGGCAUACCGGGCGGCCAAGAGCCUUUGCGAGAGCGCCAGAUUCUUCCUCAGUGUGCAGGCCUUCAACACGAAGUCCAUGAUCAAGGAGCCCGACCACUCUGCCAUGCUGACGGGUACCUUUGUCUGCCCCUCUCUUCGCGGCUCUCCUUUCAUGGUCCAGAGAGGUGACUUCAACCUCUUCAUCCUGGACCAGAAGGCACCGGGAACUCGCAAUAUGACGUACGAUUUUGACCUUCGAGGCAUACACGGCGAGAAGUACCACUUCCACGGAUACAAGGUCGUCGAUUCAUCUGUUGCCCUGGCCCCUUGGCAGUUCUGGAAGGCCACGAGCACCCUUUAUGUCACCAUCACCGAGCACAGUCGCGACCUGGAGGCCGUUCACGAUUGCGACGAGCCGUGGCGCCGCGGAAAGGUCGUUGCCAAGGGCAUCAUGCACAUCCAACUCGCCGACUUUGUCUCUCAGAUCAUGACCAUGACCCCCACGGGGAGCAGUCUUAUCAAGAAGGCCUACAGCGCGGCGAGCUUCCUCACCUACUUCACUCGCAAGUCGCUCUCCCUCUUCCUGGCGCCCUUCACUCCCCUCCAGUAUCCCAGCGUCACCUACAACGGUUACGUCAACGACACUCCCCCCAAGGCAUCCUUCGUCAUCGUCGCACGGGACGGCGUCAAGACGCGCAUGCACAUGUGGGAGCCGACCAACCCUAACAUUGAGACCAAGAACCUCUUCAUGAUCCCCGGUGCCGCAGUCGAUCAUCAGAUCUACGCCCUGCCCACGAUCAAGUACAACGCGGUCAACUACUUCACCCGCGCCGGCUACCGCGUCUUCAUCGCUGUCCACCGCAUCGGCCAGCUCAUGGUCGCCCAGAACAACUGGACGACCUACGACGCCCGCCUGGACCUGCAGGCCUGCCUCGAGUACAUCCGCGAAAAGUACGCCGACGGCAACUCCAAGGAGAACAAGGUCUACUGCAUCGCCCACUGCAUGGGCAGCGUCGCCUUCUCCACGGGUCUCCUGGACGGCACCAUCCCCUCCAACUGGGUCCACGGCAUCACCGGCAGCCAGGUCUUCAUGAACCCCAUCUGGGCGCCCCUCAACAUGGCCAAAGUCAUGAUCGGCCCCGUCCCCAUGGACAAGCUCUACAAGAUGGUCCUCGGCAACUGGUUCUCCUGCAGCACGGCAAAGGACGACAGCUUCCUCCAGCGCGCCCUCAACGAGGCCCUGAGGCUGUACCCGGAAGAGCGCAAGGAAAUCUGCAACAACGCAAGCUGCCACCGCUGCACCCUCGUCUUCGGCCGCUGCUGGAACCACAACAACCUCAACGAGGCGACGCACCGCCAAAUCGACCGCUUCUUUGGCGGCGUCAACAUGACGCAGCUCCAGCUGCUGAUGAAGCAAGGCUUCGAGGGCCACGUCAUGACAAACGGCCCGCUCUUCCGCCCGCUCACGACGACGGAGAACAUUCGUCGCCUCCGGGGCGUUCCCGUCAUGCUCUUCGUCGGCCGGGAUAACGCCGUGCUCACGCCCGAGGCGACGGAGCGCACGUACGAGAUCCUGUGCGAUACCUUUGGCUCGCACGGCGGAGACGGCCAGGGCGGGCUCCAGUACCGCCGUCGCGUCGUUCCGGGGUACGGACACCUUGACUGCUGGAUGGGUCGCAACGCGUGGAAGGACGUGUUCCCGUUUGUCAGGGAGGAGGUCGAUCGCGUCGUUCGCGGCGAGGAGUACCAGUUUGACGACCCUGAUGAUAAGUUCUCUCGUAUGGUGGACAGCGGCGAGCUGCUCUACUAA
Messenger RNA from Colletotrichum phormii, 4122 nucleotides. RefSeq names its product glucose-methanol-choline oxidoreductase. The record is from RefSeq and is a predicted model, not a curated record. Bases 1 to 4122 code for a protein of 1373 amino acids. NCBI's taxonomy places the organism in Eukaryota, Fungi, Ascomycota, Sordariomycetes, Glomerellales, Glomerellaceae. Gene Ontology annotation, molecular function: oxidoreductase activity, acting on CH-OH group of donors; flavin adenine dinucleotide binding. The transcript has 5 exons.